This is a messenger RNA of Penicillium griseofulvum, 201 nucleotides long. Its product is annotated as Non-classical export protein 1. Lineage: Eukaryota; Fungi; Ascomycota; Eurotiomycetes; Eurotiales; Aspergillaceae. Gene Ontology annotation, biological process: protein secretion. The transcript has 2 exons. Bases 1 to 201 code for a protein of 66 amino acids. The record is from RefSeq and is a predicted model, not a curated record.
AUGCCUGUCUACCUUAUUUCCAGGAUCGCGGAUCCCCUCUUCGCCCUGACCAUGGGUGUCUCUGCUGCCCUCACUCGCAUCCGCCGUGACCAGCGCGAACAGCACCCUGAGCGCGCAUCAGAAAUCACAUACGGAAGUAUCGUACAAACGAGCGGGCACCGGUUAAGACGGUGGUGGAAUGGAGACUUCCAGGACGUUUAA